UCAUCGUUUCAAAAACACCCAGCCUUUUCUCAUAUUUGUUUGUUGACAGCGAGCCCGACGCGGAUUUCGACAGGGACGUCGUUUCUUUCGUUCCACAAAUGCCGCAAACUCGUAGUAACUAUGAUCUGACGACGGAUGGAACUUGGCCGUUCGCCGUCGACUUGGCAUUCUCGCUGUGUGUACAGUACAUAUGUACAGUAGGCUCGCUAUGUGUAUACAGUAUACUGUAUAAGCACGGGCGGGCUUCCAAAAAGCACAGCCUUGUAUACAUACGAUGUAAGUGCAGCCCUUCAUCACAACGCUUCUUCUCCACUAGCUAUCGCACUUCCGCACCCAACCCCGGGGAACAACAUUCGCAUAAAGAACCAUCAUGCCUCUGAUCGGCAUCGGCUCCCACGUCAACAGCACCCACGACAAAACCUACACCCGCGUCGUCAAAGAGUACACCCUCAAAGACGUCCGCGCCGUGCACCUACCCGAGCGCAACACCCUCGUCGUAUCCGGGUCCGUGCACCUCUACGUGAAAACCUUCCUCGUCGCCUUCUUUGUCGUUGCCGAAGGCAAACUUCUGCGUCCGGGUGAAACCACCAUCGUGCCGCGUACAACCACCCGCGGGGCGACCCAGUCGGUGUCGGCGGACAGGGAUGUAGGUGCGCAGGUGCUGUGGAUGCGGGAUCCUGCCGGUGCCGUUCGGAAACCGGAGGAUACGGGGAAUCUUUUUGUGAGUCCUAGGAACUGCUCGUUGGACCCGUUUGAUUGGGUGUUUGGGUUUGAGAUUGAGCUGGAGGUGUCCGAGGGCUGGACCCCCGAUGAGGAGCAGAGGGUGUUUGUGAGGGCGACCGUGCAACGGGCUCUGCAGUCGGAUGGGAAUUAUGAGUGUCACAAGGUGGUUCAUGUGGAAGCGCACGGCGGCGAGGUUUUACCGUCGUACACUGAGAUAGUAGGUGCAGCCGCCGUCCAGGACGUGUAGAUGGUGCGGCAGUCGAUCACUGAGUAGCAGAGAUAUCGAAGGCUUGCGUUUUCUUUCUGCGCACUUUGGGACUUUGGCGUACUUGGGGUUUUUGGUGUAAAAGAUGGUGUGUUUCUGUAGUGUGCUCUGUACUGUACUACCACUUGGCUACCAUCGUGUCGAUAAUUUAUUAUACGCACUGUACUCUGGUUGCUCAACUCCAGAAUGUUUUUGGUCCUUUUUAAUCUAACCGUUCAGUCGUCUAGUAGGAUGUGAUCGG
Messenger RNA from Fimicolochytrium jonesii, 1229 nucleotides. RefSeq lists its product as uncharacterized. Bases 371 to 970 code for a protein of 199 amino acids. The record is from RefSeq and is a predicted model, not a curated record. The transcript has a single exon. Lineage: Eukaryota; Fungi; Chytridiomycota; Chytridiomycetes; Spizellomycetales; Powellomycetaceae.